Messenger RNA from Patella vulgata (common limpet), 4412 nucleotides. Its product is annotated as krev interaction trapped protein 1. Bases 99 to 1103 code for a protein of 334 amino acids. Gene Ontology annotation, cellular component: cytoskeleton; plasma membrane. Gene Ontology annotation, biological process: cell redox homeostasis; regulation of establishment of cell polarity; negative regulation of angiogenesis. The record is from RefSeq and is a predicted model, not a curated record. The transcript is spliced from 10 exons. NCBI's taxonomy places the organism in Eukaryota, Metazoa, Mollusca, Gastropoda, Patellidae.
AUCGAUCUAUCAACGUGAAUGCUAGAGAUUGUGAGGGUAAAACUGCUCUAGAUAUAUGUCUACAGGCACCAGAUAGAAACAGGCGACAUGAAGAAGUCAUGAAUUUUAUUCGAGAAGCACAAAUACAACCUAGUAUGACUAUACAGAUAUAUUUAAUGGAUAAAUCAGUAAAACUAGUGAAACUACCAGCAGGUCAUCAUACAACAGUACAACAGUUAUGUGAAUUAAUGUUAGAGGAGUUUGAUCUGCCACUAGAAAUUUAUAAAGAUAUUUUUACAAUAUGGACAUGUUCUCCUAGUUUACAAUUACAACUGAGACCAGAACAUAAACCGACUCAACAACUCAAGAUGUGGAAUAGAACUGUUCAUAUGUUAACUAAUUCGGCUACAGAUGAGGAACCAGUUUUAAAAUGGCGCAGAAAUGCUAAAAUUAGUGUAGAAAGAGAGAAAAAGUUGACCCAUCCUGAAGCCAUUAAGAUGUUAUUUCAUGAAGCCUAUGAUAACUAUAUUAAUGCUUUUUAUCCAUGUACCGACCAUGAUGUUCUUACAUUUGCCUCAAUUUUGUUCUGUUUGUGGUAUGGAGAACAAGAAUCUUCUGCAGUUAAAUCUAUUCUAUCAAAUGAUAAGAAUAUGAAACAGUUAGUCCCAGCUGUUGUACUGAAAGCUAAAGGAGCCUCUAUAACCAAUAAAAUACUGAGAGAAUAUAAUAAUCGGGACCAGAUUUUGGGUAAAGAACGAAAUCAUAUGACAUUACAGCGUAAAUUUCUUAGUAAGUGCUAUGUAUUAACUGUCUAUGGUUCAGCUUUCUUUGAAGGAAACCUACUUCAGCACAAGAAUCAGUGUCGCUGUCAUAUUGGUGUAAAUGAUGUUGGGCUUCAUAUUAUCAAUGCACAAACUAAAAUAAUGAUUCAUUCAUAUUCAUAUGCUGAACUCAAGAAGUGGCACGAACGUGAAUUUAUUUUGGAAAUUCAAAUCUUAAAAUCAGAAUCCCGACAUAAACGACAGCAACCAACAGAACUUAAAAUAAGGACAAAACAAGCUGGACUUAUUGUGAUUUUAAUGAACAAACUUAAUCAAAUACAUUUCAUCUCAAAUGUGAGAUGAUGAAAACUUCGAUUCAGUCGUGUUUCUUCGUUUAUAUAUAGUUGUGUUUCAUCAGACUUAAAGACAUUUGUGUAUCGUAUAAUAUAUAUAUUGAAAAGUUUGUAAAUUAAUAUAUUUAUGAUUAAGUGGUCUUUAUGGUAGAUAUACACAAUUGAAGUGUUUUUCCUGCCAUGGACUGUGACCGGUUUAGAGAAAUGGAUGUAUUAAAGGAUAAUUUAUUGUUUUGCUUCCUUGCUCUAAACUUUGAUAAAAUGUGUGUAUUUAAAGCAUUAAUGGAAGUUAAUUAAACUCCAGUUGAUUCAUACUAUAUUGAAUUGUAAAGAUGUGAUUGUCUUCUGUCAGGAAACCACAUCAACUUCUGACAAACUACUAAAUCAUAUAAUCAGCUCAUUAAACAAGAUCAGAUAACUCCAGUCAGAACUAUAGAAGGGGGGUUGAUAUUACUCUCUUAAACAAGAUCAGAUAACUCCAGUCAGAACUAUAGAAGGGGGGUUGAUAUUACUCUCUUAAACAAGAUCAGAUAACUCCAGUCAGAACUAUAGAAGGGGGGUUGAUAUUACUCUCUUAAACAAGAUCAGAUAACUCCAGUCAGAACUAUAGAAGGGGGGUUGAUAUUACUCUCUUAAACAAGAUCAGAUAACUCCAGUCAGAACUAUAGAAGGGGGUUGAUAUUACUCUAUUAAACAAGAUCAGAUAACUCCAGUCAGAACUAUAGAAGGGGGUUGAUAUUACUCUCUUAUCUUGUUGUAUGAAUUAUUUUAAUAAGAAGCUAUUUAAUUCUUUUUUUGGCUUCACAAAACUUUAUUUUAAAAACAUUUUGAUUUCAUAUUUUGCUUUCAUAUGUAAAUAUACCGUGUUUAUUAGUCCUGUUGUAGAACAGAAGGACAUUGAACCCCCAUUUCAUCUGUAAAUAUAGGUUUAAAUACUAUAAUAUGUUUAUCAUUAAUUUAAUUAGAAAUUAAUAUAUAUGACCCAUCACAUGGAAACAGGUAGUAAGUCGUAUAGGUCUAUAUUCUGGUCAACUCUCAGAUCUUCACAAGCUUCAUUUAUAUAUUCCAAGAAUGGAUUUGAUGAAAAUAUAAUCCUAAAGAUGUUUUCGUAAGCAUGAUUUGUCAACCAUACCCACUGGUUUUGAAAUACUCUCAAAUUGAUCUGGACGUAUUUGGCGUUAUCUUGGCCAUCGAACACGAUAUGGAGCAUCCCAAACUUAGGCUGCCUUUCUACAGCUAGCUUUGCCUGAGAACAGGCCCUAAGCUAAUUACCCGACAUUUCAAUUCCUACAUCGACGAUUUUAGUCGAAAACACUGAGUAUGCUUUUAGUAAUUUUUAGAAGUAUUUAUUUCUCUUCUAUUGUCAUAUUGAAUGAAAUUAUAUAUGUUGAUUUAGCCGCUGUGUGUAUGAAAGAUGUCAAACUAAUCAAAGCCGAAUCACAAAAUAGUCCUCUAAUUAUUCAAUAUGGCGGCGCCCAUAAAAGGUAAUUUCACAGAGGCGGGUUUGUUUGCAAAGACAAAUUUAGGAGUAUCUAACCUUGUUUUGAAAGAUAAACAGAUUGAAACUCUAAAGACAGUUUACAAUGGCAAAGAAUGUAUUGCAACCCACUAGUACAUAUUAUGUAUCGCUUUAGUUGACAUUUUGCUAAAGACAUGUGUUUACAUAAAACACGUGCGUGCUCGGGUUAUUUUUACUCUUUUGUGUAGUCCGGUCGAUAAGUCCCGCCUCAAAAUGAUCAUGUGAGCGUUUUAAAUGGCGGCUAUACGGGGCAGUGAUCAUAAUGACGUAUGACGUAUGACGUAGAUGGAUCGCUGCGUGCAGUUUGGAUGUGGAGCUGGGAAUGGUACCAAGAUGAAGCUUGGAUGGAACCCAAGGAAUGUGAUUAUGUGCAUAACUCAAUAUGGCCAAAUUGUUACUUACUACCCAUUUCGAUGGUCACAUAUUAUACAGAUUUUAUAUUCAGCAAUUUCCCUUACCAUACUGGAAAAUUCAAACUUCAGUUCUUAUCAUACUGGAAAAUUCAAACUUCAGUUCUUAUCAUACUGGAAAAUUCAAACUUCAGUUCUUAUCAUACUGGAAAAUUCAAACUUCUGUACUUAAAAAGGAAUAAUAAAUGUUAUGAUAAUUCAAAUUCUUUUUACAUAAAUGUACCUCACUUUUCAUUAAACAAGUACGUAUACUCUGACAUUAUACAAGUACAUAUACUCUGACCUUUAACAAGUACGUAUGACAUUAUACAGAUAAUUUCUUCUUUUAUUUUGUUUAUUUUUUCAAGCAGUAACUAUUUCUUUGUGAUGGUAAUCCAGAAAAAAAUUCAUCCACGCUGGAUCCUGAGUUUUUGUAAACAUUUUGUUUAAAACUUGCUUGAAUUGUUGGUCUAGUUAAAGGAGGAACCAUAUUAGCAAUUGUUUAUGAGUUAUUGUGUUUGUCACUGAAAGCUUGUAAAUUCUCUAUUUGUCAAAGUUUAGGAGUGAUAAGGAUAAAUUCAGGUUCACGAUUUGUUUGUGUUAUAGUACCGCUCACCGAAAUGUCUGACAUAUUGUGUAUUUGUCAGAUUGACUUUGAAUUUAUACACAACGUUUAAAGUUAGGAGACAAGCAAACCCAUUGAUUUUCAAAGAUUUCUGAUGUUAUUGCCCUUGAUCACUUGAGAAAUCUUGUGGACAUGCUAGAGUCUAAUAUUAAUAUAAAUUUAUACACAGUGUUUAAGGUCAUGAGACAAACAAUUGAAACAAAUUCUAAUGAUUUUUGAUAAUUACUUAAUGGGUUGUUAUUCGUAAUCAGAUUUUAGUGUGUUGUGAAUGUUUUCAUUACUGACAAAAGAAAAAAUAUGCGACAACCCUUGUUGACUGUCCGGACAACUUAGCUGAUGUGGGCGUAUGUUUCAUUGCCUGGCAACCUAUCUUUCGUACUGUAGUGUAAAUAUAAAUAGAAAAGUAACAAAACUAUAUCCAAGUCGGAAUAAAAUAAAAAUCAAACUAGAUGAUGUCAAAAUUAUAAGUUAUAUUUGUGAUGAGAAAGUCAGGUUUAGUUUACUCUUCAUUUUAAAAAUAGGUUUUCUCAAUAAGGAUAAUUUAUGUACAAUAGUUAAAAACAUUUAACUGACAAUCUCAUGUCAAUUUGUAUAUAAAGGUAUUUGUUGUGUAUACAGAUCACUGCCUUCUAUAAUAAAUUUUGAAAAUACAAAAAGAUUUAAUAUAAGUCUGUUAUAAAGAGAAAAUAAUCCUGUUUUAAAUAUGUGAUAAUUUUUUACCUACACACAAUUAAUUAACAUAUGUAAAUACCUGUUGUUAUUUUUUUAAAUAUAAAUUUGCUGAAA